Molecule: messenger RNA, 1203 nt
Organism: Besnoitia besnoiti
Lineage: Eukaryota; Apicomplexa; Conoidasida; Eucoccidiorida; Sarcocystidae
Exons: 5
Coding region: 1-1203 (400 amino acids)
Source: RefSeq, a predicted model, not a curated record
AUGCAGCAAAGCGGCUUUUUCGGUGCCAAGUCCUCUGGUGGUCCACCGAGCUCAGUCGCCCUUUCAAGGGUGGGCAGCCGACUGGUAGCGUGUGGCGCCCGUAGCCCACAGCAAAGUCCUUCAGCUUCCUUCGCACGCAGUGGCCUGCUGGGAGGCAGCAAUUUAUCUACUCCUGCUCAGCAGCCUCCCCAGCGAAGCACGUCGACCUCGACAGGACUAAACUUCGAUGCCGUUCAAACGUCCCUGGUGGCAAAGUCGAUGAGAGGGGGGGGGUUUUCGCCCACCUCGAAGGACGAGAAGGUGCGCAGCAGCCAGUCGCUAGGGAGCGCUCACAAGUCAAAAGGAUCGUCAGCCUUCGGGCCAGCCGUAUGUAAGCGUAUGCUUGAUUCCUUGAGUGCUUCACAAGCUACAUCUCCCAGUCCAGAGGCUGAGCCAUCCCCUUCUGGGCAGCAAAAACUACAAACGCAACAGACUAUGGGACGCACAGAGGCUGUUGAGCUUAGGAAGUUCGGGACGCAGUGGGCGGACGCUCCAGAGGACCUUGAGGAGAAGACGCUUUUGCUUGCGGCUGACGGCAGCGCAGACGACGACCAGUACGCCGAACCCGCUCCUUUGAGCGAGGAGGAAGAAACCACCGCCGCGAGACUGGAUGACUCACGCGCCUGGGAUGGCGAAUGGAUCCACCCUCAUAUGGCGAAUCCCCUAUGCGGCCGAUCGAACCGGGAGAGAUGUGCCUUCACACAAUCCAAUGACUGGAUCGUCUUCGCCAUGCAUCGUCAGUAUGUUAGGGCUCUCCGGUCUUCCGAUUGGCUGCCUGGUGAAGCAUGCAUUCGCCAGCGCAACUCUUUCGAGCUGCCUCCUGGAGCAGCCACAUACUCAGGAAGCUCGUUGAGUAUUCCAGAGACCGCGUGGGAGCCGUUCAUCUUCCCCAAUCCUCCCAGGCCGUUUCUGCUCCGCAAUAAGACCUUCAGGUCGGCAGCCAAGACAGUGACACCGUCAUCCAGGCUGAAGGCCGGCUGGACGUUGGGAGGUUCCCAGGACGCGUCCAGCCUCACCAGGGAAGACUGGCUUGACCUUGAGAGGAUGCUCUGGUUCGAGCCUGAGCCUCGGCUGGAGCAACCGUACCGUCUGUACGCCAACUCGAAAACUUGCAUCAAGGGAUCUAUAGGAGAUGUUGGUCACCUGAUGCGGACGGGGUGGUGA